AUGGCCAAUUCCACUUUCCGCUUCCUCGAUCUUCCGAAAGAAUUGCGCCUUAUCAUCUACGAAUACAUCCCCAUUACAACACGCCAUCACGUUUGGGAAGACACGGUAAGACAUUCUGGAAACACCAUUACACUAGUUGUCAAAUCGAUGUCGACCGGGAUACUUCUCGUUUCUUGUUCGAUCCACGACGAGUGCAAGCCUAUUCUCGACCGCAAGCUCAAAGCUCUCCAAGUUGAGCCACUACGUCUCAUCGUCGACAAGCAGAGUUUGUUGACCCUGACGAGACACAAGAACGGGGUGUGGCCUGCCGCGAACAGCCUUUUUUGGUGUCUGAAGGACUUCAUGAGAUUCAAGACUGGACAGAGCCACUCACAGUGCUGGGAUGAGGGCAACGUUCAAUUAUCGGGUGUCAUGUUGAACUCCAAUGGGCCAGAAUACGCGCGCCUCAUCAAAUUCCUAAAUUUGAUAACGGAAUUCCGUUUGAAGCGUUUGCCUCGCUCCAGCGUUAUAGCUGUACGACACAUAGGCUUCUAUAGCGAGAGAUUGCAAGUGAGCAACGACUUUGUCAACCCUGCGCGGCGUCCAAUGUUCGGGUUUCCACCGCCUACUUGGACAUACUGCCCUCUGAAGCAGGAUAUGCAGCAAGACGAGUACAAUGUGAGGGACAACUUUACGGAACUGAUUCGCUUAUGCGGCAAUGACCCCCACUUGAACUUUAUCAAGUUCGUUGAGCCUGGAACGCCGGAAGAAUGGGCUAGAGAUUGGGAGGAGGGCGAAUGGGCGACCUCGACCUAG
Messenger RNA from Alternaria triticimaculans, 795 nucleotides. RefSeq lists its product as uncharacterized. Bases 1 to 795 code for a protein of 264 amino acids. Lineage: Eukaryota; Fungi; Ascomycota; Dothideomycetes; Pleosporales; Pleosporaceae. The transcript has a single exon. The record is from RefSeq and is a predicted model, not a curated record.